Molecule: messenger RNA, 2223 nt
Organism: Varanus komodoensis (Komodo dragon)
Lineage: Eukaryota; Metazoa; Chordata; Lepidosauria; Squamata; Varanidae
Gene: GPR15
Product: G protein-coupled receptor 15
Exons: 1
Coding region: 273-1475 (400 amino acids)
Biological process (GO): G protein-coupled receptor signaling pathway; immune response
Cellular component (GO): membrane
Molecular function (GO): G protein-coupled receptor activity
Source: RefSeq, a predicted model, not a curated record
CUGGGCAAGUUAACCGUUAUUCAAAUAACAAGAGUCUCUCUGAAGCUUGAAUUCACCACUUCUGCUAACUAUCUAUAGCCUUAAAGCCUCUUACAUCUAGAAGUUCAAGGAAACCCCACCACAGUUUGUAGUCUUAGGCACCAUGAAGAUAACCAUCAGUUUGAAUAAGCAUUUAGAAAGAUUAGGAUUGGUCGAAUCAAACUAGGCCCUCCCAUUGUGCACCAAACAUUUUUAAAUGCCUGGUCAGAGACCCAUACCUGGUUAUAGCAUGAAUGCCUCAGAAAGAUUUUUCUUAUCUGGAAAAAAACCAGAGGAAGACCAGAACUAUUGGCUAUAGCACCACUAAUACACAAUUGCAAAGAAAAUUCCAUCACAGACUGUUUUAUGAGAUGGAGACUCCAACUAUCAGUGAUGACUAUCCUUAUAAUGGCACAGAGGGCUUUGAAGAUAAUUGCACAGCUGUGGAGCUACCUCACAGGGACAUUUUCUUGCCUGUUCUAUAUAGCAUUGUGUUUAUCGUGGGGAUUGUUGGCAAUAUCCUUUUGAUAGGAUCCCUAAUCUUCAAGCGGCACAUUCAGAGACAAAUUGAUAUCUUCAUAAUCAACUUGGCAUUUUCUGAUUCUGCUUUUCUUAUCACAUUGCCUUUUUGGGUGGAUAAGGAAAUCUAUUCUGGGCUUUGGAGAUCUGGCACUUUUUUCUGCAAAGGCAGUUCUUACAUCAUCUCAGUCAGCAUGCACUGCAGCAUUUUUCUUCUUACAGGUAUGAGUGUGGAUCGGUACCUGGCCAUCUUAUAUCCAUUGGUAGCCAGAAGGUUCAGAACAAAGCAGCACUCGAUCAGAUUUUGCAUCUGCAUCUGGAUUCUCUCCUGCCUGUUAGGCUUGCCCACCCUUCGGUCCAGAGAUCUGCAGAUAUACAGUGAUGAUACAUAUUGCAUGGACACAACAACCGUAUUCACUCACAAGAUUGAGUCAUUGUUGAUGCUCUUUUUUGGCUUCUUUGUCCCUUUGCUCAGUAUCUUAACAUGUUAUUACUCCAUCAUCAAGAAACUCUGCCAGCAUUAUCAGAGAACUGGGCCACACGAUAAAAAACUCAGGAAAUCCAUCAAAAUUGUCUUCAUUGUUGUUAGUGCAUUUGUUUUCUCAUGGACUCCUUUCAACAUUUUUAAGUUUAUAUUUCUGGUGUUUGACUUCGAGGAACUGCAGCCACAUUUCUGCUUCAUCUCCAACAUUGCCUAUGUAGGCAUGCAACUGUGUGGUCCAUUUGCAUUUGCACACAGCUGUGCAAACCCUUUAAUCUACUUCUUCUUCGAUGACUAUAUCCGUAAGUCCAUGCUGCUAUGUAUUCAUCCAUGCACAAAGGCCAGCAAUAUUGGAACCAGUUCUGACACGACAGACUCUCGCCUUAUCUACUCUUUGACUGCACUUGCCCAUGGGGAAGAUGCUUCCAGGAGAAGGAAUAGGUCGGUGUCAUUGUAAAAAGAUCAUUCUGAAAAAUCCAUUGCUUCCAAGUAAGGACAAAGGGAAGUAAAAAUUGUGGGAAAGUGAUGGAAAUUUGAAAAAUAAGAAAUUGACUGUAAUAUAGUAGUACUUUAAAUGGUGUGUUACGUACCUUUAAUCAUGCAACUAAUUACAAGGUUUAAUUGGAAUAUACUCUGUAAUUAUAAGAACUACAAAGAUUCUUGAAGGUUAUUUGGCAAUUAUCAAGCAGUGUUAAAAACUACAGAGAGACAAAAUAAUAGAAGAUCUUCUGUGAAUAUUUUGGUAUAUCAUGUAAGUUGUUUGAAGCUACAGAACACCCAAGCUGAUUUAGACCUGAACCUUUUAAUUCUGAGGAGGGAAAAAGACCUAAUAAAUGCUAACUAACAGAGAUUCCUUUAGAAUGCAUAAUUGUUCUGUUAAAAUUCUCAUCUUUUUAUGUAAAACCUUUGAACAACGCAACAUUCCUUUAAAAUCUAUUCAUUACUUUUUCUGAUUUACAUUUUCAGUCCUUGAUACCAUAUUAUUAAAUGUAAAUACCAGCUUGGUUUGAAUCAUGCUGUUAAGUCCUAUAGAGAUGGAGUGAAAUGAAUUGGUAUAUAAAAUAAAAUUUAAAUGGAUAUUGCUGUUUGUAAAUCUCAUUCAUCUAAAAAUACUACAGUAUUACCAGGAAUUCAAAUGAACUAAAAUGGGAAAAUAAUAUGCGUCAUUAAAGAAAAAAAGAAUCAUGGAAGCGCACAUAUAGACA